GAUCCUGGCGGAACAUUUUUCAAUUUCUCUGUCAUUUUUCUUUUUUCCUCUCUACCUCUGCUUGCCAUAGAGACAUGGCAGGACUCACAGGCCCAUUAAGCGUCCACAGAUCAUUGGUGUCGACAUGCCCAAGAAAGGGAACCGAAAACGGCUGAAAUUCAGGGCCGGGGACGUUUGUUUGGAAUCAGUGACAGUUGCUGAUUAUGCUGAUGCCGACCCAGCCGUAGUGAAGUCAGGGAGGGUGAAAAAGGCUGUUGCAAAUGCAGUUGAGAAAGAAGUGAAAUUACUCUGCGGACUGGAAGCAUCUCAGGGUGCUGUGGAGGAGGUCCUCUCGUCUGCAGCGUGCGUCAAAGCCGGCGCCUUGGAGAGCAGUGACGACCUUGACCCUGAAGAAGAUGGAGAAAGUGAAACUAAAGUGGCUCGCAAGAAGAAAAACAAGAGGAGAAAGGAAAGCAGUGAUGGGCAGGAAUAUCCUGUGGAUAUUUGGUUGGUGCUAUCCUCCUACAUUCGACCUGAAGAUGUCUGCAGAUUUGCUCUAAUAUGCAAGAAUGCCUGGACUGUCACUUGCACGGCAGCAUUUUGGACCAGACUCUAUAGAAGACACUACAGGAUAGAUGCAGACCUGCCAUUCCGUCUCCAGCCUGACUCUAUAAACAAAAUGCGCUGUUUACGGGCCCGGGUGAUUCGUUCCCUUUUCCAUUUGUAUGAGCCAUUCGACAUACGUGUAUCAAAAAUACCUGCCCUGCCAGAAUCCACACCUACAGCCCUGCUGAACUCUAAGUGUUUGCUGUUCUGGGUCAGAAAAGUAACAGGUACCCGACCAGAUGCAUUGUGGGAGUUCAACUUUAAGUUCAAAAAGCAGCAGGUAAAUGGUAGGAAUGGUUGUGCCAAGUUAUUGUGUACACCCAGACAAUAUGAAGAUGUCCACACAAACCCAGACUCUGACUGCUACAUACUUCAAGUCACCACUCUGAACUUCAUCUUCACCCCUGUGGUCAUGGGCAUGACACUAACCCUGUUUACAAUCAACGUCAGCACAGACAUGCGCCACCACCGUGUUCGUCUGGUGUUCCAGGACUCACCGCUCCAGAGAGGAAAGAAGAGAGGUGAUCAGGGUGGGAUCCAGGUGGUGUUGGAUCCUGUACAGAGCGUGAGGCUCAUGGACUGGUGGCACCCACAGUACCCCUCUUCACCCUACACAUAGGAGUUGUGUCCCCUUCAGACUUUCUACAGCAGAGUGACACC
This is a messenger RNA of Cheilinus undulatus (humphead wrasse), 1245 nucleotides long. It is a transcript of the gene tmem183a, whose product is annotated as transmembrane protein 183A. The transcript is spliced from 8 exons. The coding region runs from base 125 to 1204 and encodes 359 amino acids. Lineage: Eukaryota; Metazoa; Chordata; Actinopteri; Labriformes; Labridae. The record is from RefSeq and is a predicted model, not a curated record. Gene Ontology annotation, molecular function: protein binding. Gene Ontology annotation, cellular component: SCF ubiquitin ligase complex. Gene Ontology annotation, biological process: regulation of protein stability.